UCUCCCUCCUGUCUCUGCGUUUGUGUGUGCGCGUGUGAGAUUGUGUCUGUGGGUCUUUUUGCUGCUAAGGGCUCUUCCUCUGUUGCUGAGGCAAAAAAUGAACGCUCUAGUAGUACAGGGUUUCACCAAGUCACUCGCCAUGACUAUGCUCUCUGAGGUUGGCGGCCGGACCUUCUGCGUAGCCGCCAUUCUGGCAAUGCAAUAUCCGAGGAAGAGUGUCCUGCUAGGAUGCCUAAUUUCAGUAACUGCGAAGACCGUGAUCUCGGCUAUGGUUGGCUGGGCUGCUCAAAGUCUGCUCUCAAAGAAAUGGUCACAUCAUGUGACCGCAUUCCUGUUUUUCCUGUUUGCUCUCCGGUCUCUCUGGGAAGGAUUCACUAAGGAUGAUGAUGACAAUGAAGAGUUGGAGGAAGUCGAAAAGGAAUGGAUGAUGAUGACUUGGAGAAAAAACAGAAGCCUAUCACCUACUUCUCACCUGUCUUUCUCAAGGAUAGCUGCUUCGCAUGCGUUUUCGCUCACCUUCUUCCGCAAAUGGGGCAACAAAAACCAGCUAGCAACGAUCAGCUUGGCAGCUGGUGAGGACAUUUUUGGAGUGGUGCUCGGUGGAAUAGUGGGACAAGUGUUGUGCACAGUUGCUGCUGUUAUUGGGCGAAAGAGCCUGGCUUCUAGGAUAUCAGAGAGGCUGGUGACCCUUCUAGGUGGAUUUCUCUUCCUAGUGUUUGGGGUCCAAUCCCUACUUUGACCAUCCUAAGUAUGAAUUUCUCACUCGCUCGUAUGUCUAUGCUGCUGCUUACCAUUAGUUGAGACUGCUCUAGCGCUGAUGCCUCGGUUUUUUCUCCGAGCAUUCUUAUGCUUUUAAGUACUUCCAUUGAUAAGUUUCAUGCUUUUCAAUUAACAGUGUGUAUUUCACGAUGAUCUUUCCACAUACAAUCCCAGGAAACACAAACACAUGCUCUCUCAGGAAUCACGAUGAAAAUGCAUAUGCUAUCCUAUUCCUAGAGAAAAAAGUCAAACUGUAAUGGAAACUCUCUUUACAAGCAGAGGUCAUCAGCUAAAAUUUUUACCACGGCAGUUACGAAACAAAAGUAUGAAGUUAAAACGACAUUUGUGCAGUGGCAUGUCAAAUCUUAAGAAAGAAAUGCUGGAAAAAGCACGGGACACUGGUAGUUUGCACUGACCUAGUGAGAAAAGGCACGCGAGUAGAUUCUUACAAACAAGCGGUGGCCUGGAGUGUCGGUUGGUUUUGGUCUUGUGACCAGAAACCUACCGGCUGCCACAGAGUGGAUACCCAAAUCCAUGUGCCCAGCUAGAUAAGCCAGUGAGCAAUAGCCCCAGAUACAGAACUUGACUCAGCACGGAUAUGACGAUGAAGGCUUCAAGCGUUUGCUGCCCAAUUAGCAAGUAGACUAGUCAUAAUCUUAGCAGAUCUCACUAAAAAGUUCACAAGAGGUAAAAAGUUGUUAAAAACAUGUGACCAACUUUCAACUGGGCUGAAAGAUCUUACCAAGCGCUUUCCUCUCUGUCCUCCUAAUAUGAUCUCUUUGAUAGCAAGACUGCAACCACAAGCAACCAAGAAGAGGAAAAAAAACAGAUGGAGAUAGAGCAAAUGUUAACAGAAGAACGCUCUGUGACUAGCAGACGCUUAUGAUCCACGUCUAAUAAGUUCCUUCCUGUUAGAGAUGGCAUGGGAUCAAAAGAAUAAUCUCAUGUUCACUACGAACUAGAUACAUCACUAACAGCCCAAAGAGCUAAAAGAUUUUCGAACCAUACCAAAUGGUCUCAAUAAUUAUGGUGAAUCCUAUUGCGCAUGGCGUGCAUGUGACAUAAAUUAC
Molecule: messenger RNA, 1829 nt
Organism: Syzygium oleosum
Lineage: Eukaryota; Viridiplantae; Streptophyta; Magnoliopsida; Myrtales; Myrtaceae
Product: GDT1-like protein 5
Exons: 11
Coding region: 98-739 (213 amino acids)
Biological process (GO): manganese ion transmembrane transport; Golgi calcium ion transport; calcium ion transmembrane transport
Cellular component (GO): Golgi apparatus
Molecular function (GO): calcium ion transmembrane transporter activity; manganese ion transmembrane transporter activity
Source: RefSeq, a predicted model, not a curated record